AUGGCCAACACACAAUCCUCGCAGGCCUUCUACAGCCUCACCCUCGAGGCCUCCUCCGCGCCCACCGCUGCCUGCACAUGUAACGUCAUUCCCGGCCUGAAGCUGCAAGACCAGCAGAUCUUCGAGGCGCGAGGCCAGCGACUCUACCUCCACCGCAUCAUUGAGAACAGCGACCGCACAGAGGUGCAGGUGUCGACCUUCUUGGAUCAGGAUGUCUUCGGCAUCGUGCGCGGCGUGAGCGCCUUUAGGAUUCCCGGCACGAGCACUGACCAACUCGUCGUCUCCUCCGACUCCGGCCGUAUCGUCAUGCUGAAUUAUGACGCCGAGAAGAACGUCUUCAAACGCAUCCACCUGGAAACCUUUGGAAAGUCUGGCAUUCGACGCACAAUCCCCGGGCAGUACUUGGCGAGCGAUCCAAAGGGCAGGUGUUGCAUGUUGGCUUCGGUCGAGAAGAAUAAAGUGGUCUACAUUGUGAAUCGCAAUGCAGAAGGAGGCAUCUUGAUCUCGAGUCCGCACGAGGCGAAUCAAUGGGCCAGCUUGUGCUUUGCCGUGUGCGCGCUGGACACUGGCUGGGAACAUCCGGUCUUUGCGACGCUCGAGGUCGACUACAACGAUGCCGAGAACGAUCCGACGGGCGAGACGUACGAGAACCGGGAGAAGCAGCUGGUCUAUUAUACCGUGGAUCUGGGCCUGAACCAUGUGGUGAAAUCAUGGAGCGACACGGUCGAUUACACCGCCAACAUGAUCUUUGGAGUGCCUGGAGGUGCAGACGGUCCGAGUGGUGUGCUGGUGUGCUGCGAAGACCGGAUAUACUACCGCCACGACAAGUCAGGUUCCCUCUGCAUACCUAUUCCGAGACGGAAAGGUGCUGGAGAAGACCAGCAUCGGAAGCGGUGCAUUGUGGCUGGCUGUCUGCAUCUCGCACGCACGAAACACGAAUUCUUCUUCUUCCUUCAAACGGACGAUGGCGAUGUCUUCAAACUCACCAUGUCCAUGGCCGAAGAUGAUCAGGGCAGGCCGACCGCGGAUCCGGAAGCACUGCACCUCAAAUACUACGACACCUUCCCCGUGGCAAAGCACAUGCUGCUGAUCAGAAAGGGCUAUCUGUACAUCGCAGCUGAAAAUGGCAACAACAAACUCUACCACGUCACCGAUCUUGCCGAUGAUCCAACAGUCGAGCCAUGGAACAACUUUUCCUCCGCAGAGUAUGGCGAUCUCCUGCCCGCCCAAGACUACAAGCCUCUCUACUUCAAACCGCGCGGCCUCAUGUACACAUCUCUUGCUGUGGACGUCCCUUCACUACAUCCUCUUAUGCGCACAACAGUCGACAACCCGCUCAACGAGGAUGCACCUCAAAUCUACGGCAUCCAAGGGACAGGUAAGCGGAGCAAGUUCAAGACGAUCCGCCACGGCCUCAACAUCCAAGAGAUCGUUUCUUCUCCCCUCGGCAACGUCGACUGCUCCAACCUUUGGUCGAUCAAACAUCGAGCCUCCGACCAGUAUCACAGCUAUCUUCUGCUGAGCUCCGACUAUGCAGACAAGACGAUCGUGCUGGGUAUCGGAGACGAGGUAGAGACGAUGGAGGAGUCACCCUUCCUCACAAACCGCGCGACUCUGGAAGCCGGCUUGAUGGGCGAUGCCACUCUUGUGCAAGUCCAUGCGAGAGGCGUGAGGAGUAUUCUCGAGUCUGGGACAAUCAAUGAAUGGCCUACCCCUUCACAUCGCACGAUUGUCUCUGCGUCAGCGAAUGAGAGGCAAUUGCUGCUGGGCCUGAGCUCUGCUGAAUUGGCUUUCUUCUUCAUGGGCGAUGAUGGUGUCCUUAACCAGCUGGAGGAGAUGCCCGAGAUGAGCGGCAAGGUGACGGCAUUGUCAGUCGGCCAGACUCCGAAGGGUCAGAUGCAGGCGAAGUUCGCUGUUGUUGGAUGCGAUGACUGCACCAUUCGAGUUCUUUCCAUCGAGCUCGACUCGCCACUUGAACCACGAAGCGUGCAGGCACUCAGUGCCGUCCCAACGAGUCUGGAAGUCGUGGAACAGGUCGAUCCCACUACCGGCGUUGGUGUGACUUAUGUCCAUAUUGGUCUUCAAUCCGGCCUCUACCUCCGUGCCGUUAUCGACGAAGUGACAGGCGAGCUCGGCGAAGUACGGACCAAGUUCCUAGGUGCAAAGGCCACUCGUCUAUUUCCCGUUAACGCCAGCGGUGGUGCUGCCGGAGAAGGAGAGAGCAGCAUCCUCGCUUGCUCUUCUCGACCAUGGCUCGGAUACAACCAUCCUUUGUCGCAACUCUACACCCUCGCGCCGCUGGUCACUUCACCAUUGGACGCUGCACGAGGGUUUGUGAGCGAGCAUAUCAACGGGUUGUGCGCUAUCCAGGGCACCAACCUGCUGAUUUUCGAGCUAAGCUCAUUGGAAGGACGGCUGGCGACUGAGGAGAUCGCGCUCAAAUACACACCCAGGGGAAUGUGCAGGCACCCGUACGGGACCACCUGGUGGGUGGCGCAGAGCGAAGGCAACGUAUUGAGCCCGCGUACCAAGGCGACUCACAUCGCGAACGAAGAAGCCAAGAAGCUGGGGAAUGGCGUGAACGGUGAAGAUGCGAAGAUGGAGGAUGGCGAUGAGGACGGAGGAGUGAAGAUUGAUGAGGAUGGCGAGAAGCUGACGCCGGAAGAACUAACACCUGAUGAGCUCGAGCGACACCUCGGACUCACCAAGGCCACCGGACAUUGGGCUUCCUGCAUCUCGGCCAUUGAUCCGUACGAGGCGAAAGCAGUCACUGCUACGAUUGAGUUUGAGGAGAAUGAGGCUGCGCUUUGCGUGGCUGCUGUGCCGUUCGAGGUGCGGAAUUGGGAAGUGUUUGUGGUCGUCGGAACGGGUCAGCACCUCCAGCCGGGCAAUACAAUGGUGCAGAGCAAGGGAUAUGUACAUGUGUUCCGGGUAACGGACGAAGGGAGAGGGUUGGAGAGAGUCCACAGGACCGAGUUCACCUCACCCAUCUACGCCCUCCACCCCUUCCACGGCCGUCUCGCCCUCGGCAUCGGCGCUGAACUGUUCCUCUACGACAUCGGCAUGAAACAUCUUCUCCGCAAGACCCGUGGUGCCGCCGUGCCCAACCAAAUCACCUCACUCACCUCCCAAGGCAACCGCCUCAUCGCCUCCGACGUCUCGGAAUCCGUCACCUACAUCGUCUACAAAGGCGGCGACGCCAACCGGCUCAUACCUUUCGCCGACGACACCGUGCAGCGCUGGACCUCGAGCAUGACGAUGCUGGAUUACGAGACGGUGGCGGGUGGCGACAAGUUUGGGAAUCUUUGGCUGGUCCGCAGUCCGGAGCAAGCGAGUAAAGAGUCAGACGAGGAGGGUAUUGGUGGGUACAUUGUGAACGAGCGCAGUUAUCUUGGGGGAGCCCCAUACCGGCUUGAGCUGCGCGCGCACACCUUCACUCAGGAUAUACCGACUUCUAUCCAACGCACCGCUCUGGUGGCCGGCGGGCAAGAAGUGCUGUUCUGGUCCGGUCUCGAGGGCACCCUCGGCAUCAUGGUACCCUUCGUCUCGAGAGAAGACGUCGAGUUCUUCAGUCAACUGGAAGGGCUGCUGAGAUCGGAAGAUCCUCCAUUGGCGGGCAGAGAUCACCUGAUGUACAGGGGCUACUACGUCCCGGUCAAGGGCGUGGUGGAUGGGGAUCUGUGCGAGAGGUUUUUGCGGCUGGGCUUCGAUGCGAAGCAGAAGAUUGCUGGAGAGGUGGAGAGGGAGGUCAGGGAGGUGGAGAGGAAGGUGCAGGAGAUGAGAUCGAGGGUGGCCUUUUAG
Molecule: messenger RNA, 3801 nt
Organism: Saxophila tyrrhenica
Lineage: Eukaryota; Fungi; Ascomycota; Dothideomycetes; Mycosphaerellales; Extremaceae
Gene: RSE1
Product: pre-mRNA-splicing factor rse1
Exons: 3
Coding region: 1-3801 (1266 amino acids)
Biological process (GO): mRNA splicing, via spliceosome
Cellular component (GO): nucleus; U2 snRNP
Molecular function (GO): U2 snRNA binding; protein binding
Source: RefSeq, a predicted model, not a curated record